GGGCGCAUGCGCACACGGCUCACUUCCCGGUUCCUGACAGCCGCACGGCGACGUCGGAGCUUCACCUGAGCGCCUGCAUUUCCCUCGUUCCUCGGCGUCCACCGUGUCUCCGGGGCCCGCCCGUCUCUGCCUCUCGCCGGGUCUCUCCAUGCGCGCUCCCGGGUGUGUGGCGCUGCUGGUUUGGCUGCUGAGCGAUGCGGCGGCUCGUCAGCUCACUGGGGAGGAGAUGGCCGGGGUCAGACAGCGCAUCAAGUCCAUGUUCUACCACGCCUACAACAGUUACCUCGACAACGCCUUCCCCUACGACGAGCUCCGCCCGCUCACCUGCGACGGACAAGACACCUGGGGCAGUUUCUCUCUCACUCUGAUCGAUGCUCUCGACACUCUGCUGGUUUUGGGAAACCACACCGAGUUUCAGCGUGUUGCGUCGCUGCUCCAAGACACCGUGGACUUCGACAUUGACGUCAACGCGUCGGUGUUCGAAACCAACAUCAGAGUGGUGGGUGGUCUACUGUCGGCCCACCUGUUGGCCGGGAGAGCGGGGAUGGAGCUGGAGCCCGGUUGGCCCUGUUCAGGGCCCCUGCUGAGGAUGGCCGAGGACGCCGCCAGGAAGCUGCUGCCUGCGUUUCAGACUCCCACCGGCAUGCCGUACGGCACCGUGAACCUGCUGCACGGCGUCAGUUCCACCGAGACGCCCGUCACCUGCACCGCCGGCGUGGGAACCUUCAUCUUGGAGUUUGCCACACUGAGUCGACUAACGGGAGACGCUACGUUUGAGACCGCGGCCCGCGGAGCUCUGAGGGCCCUGUGGAAGACCAGAUCUGACAUUGGACUGGUGGGUAACCACAUUGACAUCGUGUCCAAGAAAUGGGUGGCUCAGGAUGCCGGCAUCGGAGCCGGAGUGGACUCUUACUUUGAGUACCUGGUGAAAGGAGCCAUCAUGCUGCAGGAUGAGGAGCUGCUCAACAUGUUCCUGGAGUAUGAUCGAGCCAUUCAGAACUACACUCGGUUUGACGACUGGUACUUGUGGGUGCAGAUGCAUAAAGGAACCGUCUCCAUGCCUGUUUUCCAGUCUCUGGAAGCCUUCUGGCCCGGCCUGCAGUCUUUGCUGGGGAACCUGGACAGCGCCGUGAGAACUUUCCAGAACUAUUACUCAGUGUGGAGACAGUUUGGAGGUCUGCCUGAGUUUUACAGCAUCCCCCAGGGUUACACUGUGGACAAGAGAGAGGGAUACCCACUGAGACCAGAGUUAAUAGAAAGUGCCAUGUACCUGUUCAGAGCGACAGGUGACCACACCUACCUCCAGCUGGGCCUGGACGCCCUGGAGUCCAUAGAGAGAAUCGCCCGGACGCCCUGUGGAUACGCCAGUGUCAAAGACCUGCGAGAUCACCAGCUGGACAACAGGAUGGAGUCCUUCUUCCUCGCUGAAACCAUCAAGUACCUUUAUCUGCUCUUUGACCCCGCCCACUUCCUGCACGGCGGGGGCACGGAGGGGGACGGGUCCUGGGAGGAGGGCGGCGAGGGGGGGCAGUGUGUUUUAGGUGCGGGGGGGUUCAUCUUUAACACGGAGGCUCACCCUCUCGACCCGGCGGCGCUCUACUGCUGCAGCCGCCACACUCAGGACCGACGGGAGCUCCGAGACAUCCUGCUCAGCCUGUCGCAGCCCGCGGAAAAGCGCGACCGCCGAUCGAAGCCGCCCGCCGACGAGACAGAAGGCCCCCCCCCUGGCCAAUCGGAAAGCAUCGCUCUGAAACCGGGCGAGAGGAGGAGGCCCCCCGUGCUGUCCUGUCCCGUUCAGCCGUUCAGCGCUCGACUCUCCGUCCUGGGACAAGUUUUCAGCGAUAACACCUGACUCUCACCGUCCUGGCUCUCGCGUUAAAUACGGACAGUCGAUUUCCGAGCUUGAUGCAGCAGCUGAGCUCUGGACUUACGGUGGGACUAUUUUAACUUCAGCCACAGCUGGAGUUAUGAUCAAGUUGCCAAGCCUGUUCAAGUCCAAUUUGGGGGGGGGGGGGUUCCCAAAUAGAUUCACCA
Xiphias gladius (swordfish) is the source of this 2034-nucleotide messenger RNA. It is a transcript of the gene edem2, whose product is annotated as ER degradation enhancer, mannosidase alpha-like 2. Gene Ontology annotation, cellular component: endoplasmic reticulum; membrane. Lineage: Eukaryota; Metazoa; Chordata; Actinopteri; Istiophoriformes; Xiphiidae. Gene Ontology annotation, molecular function: calcium ion binding; mannosyl-oligosaccharide 1,2-alpha-mannosidase activity. Gene Ontology annotation, biological process: endoplasmic reticulum mannose trimming; carbohydrate metabolic process; mannose trimming involved in glycoprotein ERAD pathway. The transcript has 11 exons. The coding region runs from base 149 to 1852 and encodes 567 amino acids. The record is from RefSeq and is a predicted model, not a curated record.